Messenger RNA from Nasonia vitripennis (jewel wasp), 1552 nucleotides. RefSeq names its product peroxisome assembly protein 12 (gene Pex12). Lineage: Eukaryota; Metazoa; Arthropoda; Insecta; Hymenoptera; Pteromalidae. Gene Ontology annotation, molecular function: zinc ion binding; ubiquitin-protein transferase activity; protein binding. Bases 271 to 1245 code for a protein of 324 amino acids. Gene Ontology annotation, cellular component: peroxisomal importomer complex; peroxisomal membrane. Gene Ontology annotation, biological process: protein monoubiquitination; protein import into peroxisome matrix. The transcript is spliced from 5 exons. The record is from RefSeq and is a predicted model, not a curated record.
GCACAUAAGUAGUCGCAGGAUCAGUCGAGUCGAGCCAUCACACGAAUGAUUUCAGUACUUCACCUUAUAAGUGUGUGUGUGUGUGUGUUAUUCCACGCAGCUGUAAGAUAAGUUAGGUCACUUGCAGAAGGUUAUGUUUUAAACAUGACGAAAACAAAACCGCAUUUUUUCUUUAUUCGUUAAAUCUUUUUAUUUAAAGUUUAGCUCGAAUAAAAAAGCUCAUGUAAAUUAGGUGUUAUGUAAAAUAGAACCUAGUAAGCGCGAUAAGUUAUGGCGGAACGAGGAGCUCAUCUUACGGGAACUGUGUUCGCCAAACCUUCGAUUUUCGAAAUAGCUGCACAGAAAUCACUUGCUGCUACACUUGAACCUGCAGCAAAAAAAAUCAUAACUUUUAUAGCAUCAGUGAAUCCUGACAAGUAUGCUUGGCUCUAUCAGUGGUCGGAUGAGGUUUAUCUUGUAUUGAUCUCAACUCUGCAACACUACUACCUCAAAAAUUACUCUGCCUCAUUUUCUGAGACAUUUUAUGGUUUAAAACGUAUAGUGUUGAAAGAUUCCAAAGUACAGUUGAAUCUUGAUAAAAAGAGGCUGAAUUUUUCACUAAUCAUUUUAGUCGUUUUUCCAUAUUUGCAAAAAAAAAUUGAAAAUUGGGAAAAUCAAAACCUUGACUUAAACACUGCACAACAAACCAAAUGGAAAGUUCAUAUUUCCAAAACCUACAAGAUUGUUCGAGCAGUAAAAGAAGUUUUAACUUUAUACCAAUAUCUACUGUACUUGUCUAAUCGUUCAGAAUAUCCAACAUUGUCUUUGCGUUUACUUUCAACUUCUUUGACAUAUGCAAAAGACAAUGAAGAAAUCGGUUUGAUUGAAUUACUCAAAAAAUUAGGUCAUGGAAACUUUAGUGCCAAUGAUGGAUUGGAGGUGAUUCGCCUGACAAUUGUUCGCUCCAUUGAAGUCAGUGCCUUUUUCCUUCAAUUUCUUCAAUGGUGGAAUCAAGAGCAUUAUCACAACUUCAAUUUAACAACAUUGCCAGUUCCACCAGCACCACAGAUUCCAGAAUUUGCAAAAAAAUAUAAAGGUAUAUGUCCUAUUUGUAAAAAACCACCAUGGAUUCACACAGCAAUAUCUACUUCUGGGUUUGUUUACUGUUAUACUUGUAUCUUGACAGAAGUUAGAAAGAAUCAAAAAUGUCCAGUUACUGGAUAUCCAGCCAAAGAAGAUCAUCUUAUUAGACUUUAUGUACAAUAAUUUUUUAAUUACUUUGAAAAUUUUGAAGGAUAUCAGACUCAAACUUAGUUUAGUUCAAGAUAUUUUUAAUAUACAUGGAAGGACCCAAUGAUUAUUCUACAAACAAGAUUUAAAAAUAACAUGAUGUUUAUAACGUCAUUUACCUUAGUGAGAAUUGUUAAUAUACAAGGUUUAACUAGUAUGUGAUAAAUGUGGGGAACAAAAUACACGACUGGUGUAGGAAAGGAAGAUGGAUUAAUAUAAGAUAUUUUGUAUAUAAUUCAUAGGCUUUAUUGAUUAAAAUUGACUUUUGUAAGAUAUAAUGUAA